UAUAUAUUUAAAUUGGUAAUAGUGAGCAAUUUGGUCAGUAUUUCCAAUUUCUUUCUCAAACUUUGAUAUUGUUAAAAGGCCUGCUUAAAUAAACAAAAUAUCACGAAAAAAAAUAUUGCAAUCAAUUAUACAUAUUUGUAAUUUUACUUCAGAGCUAAACCUAAAUCUAACCUCAAUCUAGGAAAAGCCCUAGAAAAUUUCAUUUUUAUUUUGCAAUGUAAUGUAUAAACAUUUUACUAUUAGCUACUAUUACAUGUGGGCAUAUUUACAUAAUCGCAAAAGUAAGAUAAAUAGCACUGAAAUGUGUUCCUUGUACAAAAGUACUUAACGUAGUUAAAAGAUGAUAAUAAAUAUUAUCGUAAGGAAAUUGUAGAGUAGAUUAAUAUUACACAUGGAAAAAAAUGUUACAACAACGAAAAUCACCACUACUUUUCGAAAUAUUUUACGAAUGUCAAACUACAAAAGCUAGAACUAGUAGGAUGACUCUCAUUCAUCAUCAUGUGGAUACACCAGUAUUUAUGCCAGUAGGUACACAGGGUACUUUAAAAGGCAUAUUACCUCAACAAUUAGAACAAUUGAAUUGUCAAAUUAUACUUGGAAAUACAUAUCAUCUUGGAACAAGACCUGGUCUUAAUAUAAUGCAGAAAGCUGGUGGUUUACAUAACUUUAUGAAUUGGAAAAGAGCAUUAUUAACAGAUUCUGGUGGUUUUCAAAUGGUAUCGUUACUAGAACUUGCUAAAAUUACGGAAGAAGGUGUCAAGUUUAAAUCACCAUAUAAUGGAACAGAUUGCAUGUUGACACCUGAACAUUCUAUACAAAUACAAAACAUAAUAGGAGCAGAUAUAAUUAUGCAACUUGAUGAUGUUGUUAAAACUACAUUAACAGGACCAAGAGUAGAAGAAGCAAUGCAUAGAACAACUAGAUGGUUAGAUAGAUGUUUAAAAGCACAUCAGAGAUCAAAUGCGCAAAGUAUAUUUCCAAUUGUACAAGGAGGUCUUGAUCCUAAACUUAGAUCAGAAUGUGCAAAUCAAUUAAUUAAACGUGAAGUGAAUGGCUAUGCUGUAGGUGGAUUAAGUGGUGGAGAAUCUAAAGAUGAUUUUUGGAGAAUGGUACACCUUACUACAAAUAUACUUCCAAAAACUAAACCACGUUAUUUAAUGGGUGUUGGAUUUGCUAUUGAUUUAGUUAUUUGUUGUGCUUUGGGAAUAGAUAUGUUUGACUGUGUAUUUCCUACAAGAACAGCGAGGUUUGGUUGUGCUUUGGUACGUACUGGUCAAUUAAAUUUAAAACAAGUUCAAUAUCGUAAAGAUAUGAGGCCAAUAGAUGAAUCGUGUGAAUGUAGUACAUGCAAAACAUACACACGUGCUUAUCUUCAUCAUAUUGUAACGGUAGAAACAGUUGCAUGUCAUUUGCUAUCUGUUCAUAAUAUUGCAUUCCAAAUGAAAUUGAUGAAAGAUAUUAGACAAAGUAUCCAAGAACAAAGAUUCCCAGAAUUUAUACAGCAAUUCAUGUUAGAUUUGUUUCCAAACAAGGAAUAUCCCCCAUGGAUAGUUAAUGCAUUGGAAGCUGUUAAUGUUACAUUAUUAUAGUAAUAAUUAUUAUUUAUUUUCAUAAUAAAAUAUGUCUUGUAUAAUUUUUUAAUGUCCUUUAUAGAAAUAAAUGUUU
Bombus impatiens (common eastern bumble bee) is the source of this 1665-nucleotide messenger RNA. RefSeq names its product queuine tRNA-ribosyltransferase catalytic subunit (gene Tgt). Gene Ontology annotation, molecular function: tRNA-guanosine(34) queuine transglycosylase activity. Bases 402 to 1589 code for a protein of 395 amino acids. Gene Ontology annotation, cellular component: cytosol. NCBI's taxonomy places the organism in Eukaryota, Metazoa, Arthropoda, Insecta, Hymenoptera, Apidae. The transcript has 8 exons. The record is from RefSeq and is a predicted model, not a curated record.